Molecule: messenger RNA, 102 nt
Organism: Blumeria graminis f. sp. triticale
Lineage: Eukaryota; Fungi; Ascomycota; Leotiomycetes; Helotiales; Erysiphaceae
Source: the annotation of a GenBank genome assembly
UUCAAAUUUCAAACUGAGGUAUCGUCGUAUAUAGUUGUCGUGGAAGCUAGUCUUCUCCGUAUCAAGCUCUUUGAGUGCAGAGCUUGUGCCCAUCACGAAUAA